Ictalurus furcatus (blue catfish) is the source of this 2254-nucleotide messenger RNA. Its product is annotated as E3 ubiquitin-protein ligase LNX-like. Lineage: Eukaryota; Metazoa; Chordata; Actinopteri; Siluriformes; Ictaluridae. The coding region runs from base 129 to 899 and encodes 256 amino acids. Gene Ontology annotation, biological process: ubiquitin-dependent protein catabolic process. Gene Ontology annotation, molecular function: ubiquitin-protein transferase activity; protein binding. The record is from RefSeq and is a predicted model, not a curated record. The transcript has 5 exons. Gene Ontology annotation, cellular component: cytoplasm.
GACACCGUGAGCAAGUCAGUAACGCUGUGUGUUAUACGCUGUAGGCAAGUGUGGAGCGAGUGCACUUCAUCGUGUCGAGGCAGACUCGCGUGCCUGCCCCGGAUAUACUACAGGAGGCUCCAUGGAACAUGGAGGGACCCCCACCGUACUCCGCUGUGGACAUUGAGCAAUCACUGGUGGACUCGUGCCAAAAGCCCGGGUGUUAUGAGAAGACGGUGACUCUGGCUAAAGAGUCUAACGAGUCGCUGGGCAUGACUGUAGCAGGAGGAAUGAACAGCCACGGCUGGGACCUGCCUGUCUACAUCACCAACAUUGACCCCAGUGGCGUCGUGGCCCGUGAAGGCUCCAUCCACAAAGGUGAUAUCCUGUUGAACGUGAACGGCGUGGACCUGACUGGUGUGACUCGAGGCGAGGCGGUGGCUAACCUGAAGAACACCUCGUCCCCGGUGGUGCUGCGUGUGCUGGAGAUGAGACCACCUGACAUGAGCUCGGUGGACUGCAUGCCCCCCGCCGUGUCCUUGCCAUCCUCGCCCGGAGACGUCAAAAUGCCACUGCCCCACGAUGAUUACUCACCCCUAUGGGUGUCCUGGCUUCAACUGCCCAGACACCUGUACAGCUGUAAGGACAUCGUGUUGCGCAGGAGCACAUCGGGGAGUUUGGGCUUCAGUAUCGUAGGAGGUCAAGAGGAGCUCAACUGCAAUCAGUCCUUCUUUAUCCGCUCCAUCGUGGAGGGAACACCAGCAUACAAUGACGGCAGGAUACGGUGUGGAGACAUCCUGCUGGAGGUGAAUGGAAAGAGCACAUGGGGAAUGACUCACACUGCUCUAGUGCGCCUGCUGAAGGAACUGAGGGGCCGCAUUACUCUCACCAUCGUCUCCUGGCCUGGCAGCCUGCUAUAGGCCCAUGUUGCGUAGGGGAGGGGCUUAUUACAAUGACCCUAUGUUGGAGGUUGGAGUAUCACAACACAGGACAUGAUCCCUGCCCACAAUGAAUGGGCUUUUGGACAUGGACUUCCAUGGUAGGCAAGUCGUAUGAAAUGGGCCAGCGCCGUAGGAUGUGGGGCAAGGUGCUUUGGCCUCGUCCAGAUAUGAGGGACUGACAUGGAUCUCAGAUGCUGAAGGUGGGACAUAUGAUAGACUCUCUUCACAUGAGGACUCACCAAAGGUGUUAGCCAUUGGAAAGAUCAGUGAUCAUCCAGUGUGUAGGUGAUUCAGGUUGAACACCCAAGAGUCAGUGUGAUAUUGCUAUUGCCAUAAUUUAUUUGGUUGCCUGUGCACUCGAUAGCCCCCGCCUUCGCUGAUAUGAUCAUUUAGGCACAGGAAGCAGACCCCUGCACCCUCUGUCACUGAGGCCACAUACGCAAGGAGCUGAUAACAAAAAGAAGCACCUAGAAGAACCAUGGUCACACAUUAUGAGGAUAUGAUAUAUGUGUGAUAAAGUGUAUAUAAAAAAAUACUCCUCUGUGGGCAAUGUGCAAACAUAUUUCAUAAGUGUUGCUGCUUUGAGAUGGAAAAGAAAGGACUUCUGGGAUAAAGUUCAGAGUUUGGGGUUGCCAACUCCAAUAGUUUCUGUGUUAGAACACACAUUUAAGUGGGCACACUUUUCUUUCCUGUGAAUGUUAGUGUGUGUAGUGGGGGUGGGGGAGGGAGAGACCAAUUCAAGCGUUCGUACUAUGUACUAUGGCGACUGUUUCUUUCAUUUGUUUAUUUACUUCAUAUGGCCUUUUUGGAUAUUGGCUUCGCUUUGUUCGUUCUGACAGCAAUGCGUUUUCUCCACUGGAGAAAGUAGGUUUGUUUUUGUCUGUGUUGGUAUGUUUCAGAUGCUGUUGCAAAGAAAAUAUAUAUCUUUGAGUAUUAUGAAAAAAAAAACAAAGAAAUCAAUCGACUAAAUAAAAUAUAAAUAUUGUUCAUAACGCUUUUUAAAAAAAGGAUAUAUACACACACACACACACACACACAGGUGCUUGAAAGUUUAUGAACCCUUUAGAAUGUUCUAUAGUUCUGCAUAAGUAUGACAUCAAACAUCAUCAGAAGUCUUAAAAUUAGAUAAAGAUAACCCAAUUAAACAAAUGGGACAAAAAUAUUAUACUUGGUCAUUUAUUUAUUGAGGAAAAUUAUCCAAGUUUAAUAUUUUUGUUUAACUGGGUUCUCUUUGUCUACGUUUAGGACUUCUGAUGCAGAUAUAUAGAACAUUUUAAAUGGUUCACAAACUUUCAAGCACCACUGUAUGUUAUAUAUAUAUAUAUAUAUAUAUA